Molecule: messenger RNA, 1221 nt
Organism: Medioppia subpectinata
Lineage: Eukaryota; Metazoa; Arthropoda; Arachnida; Sarcoptiformes; Oppiidae
Source: the annotation of a GenBank genome assembly
AUGCACGCUGCCCCUUCGCGGGCUGUUUUGAUGACUGCCCGACAUUUAAAUAUUAAAAUUAAUGUAAAAAUAUUGGAUUUAAGUGAAGGACAACAACUCUCACCUGAUUUCAUAAAGGUAAAUCCUGUCCAUACGGUUCCUACUAUCGAUGACAAUGGAUUCAUACUAUGGGAGAGUCGGGCUAUUAUGCAGUACUUGUGCAACCAAUACGCGCCCGACAGCACUCUCUAUCCCAAAGACCCCCAAAAGAGAGCACUCGUCGACCGUUACCUUAAUUUUGAUGUCAUUCUCUCCUCAUCUCAAAGAGAAGUUUUGUUCCCUAAACUUUUCUUCGGUGUGGAUGUGUCUGAAUACAAAGUGAGAGUCUCUGAUAAUUAUCUAAAAAUUUUGGACCAAUUGAUCGGAGAUAACAAGUAUUUAGUCGGAGAUGAGUUGACAAUCGCUGACCUCUCGCUGUUAUCCGGGUAUCGAUUUUUGGAGUUAACUGAUUAUGAUUUGAAUGAUUACCACAAUUACAAGCGAUGGUAUUCAACAUUGAAAACAGAACUCAUCUAUUUUGAUGACAUUCAUGACAUUUCAAAGAAGGACUGGGAUUUAAAGUUGUUUUUCGUUUGUCGUGACCGUUUUACCCCUUCCCGUGCCGUCCAUUUAACGGUCCGAGAGCUCAAUAUUGACGUUAAUAUUCAUUAUUUGGAUCUCACAGAAGGGGAACAAAUGACUCCAGAGUUUCAGAAGUUAAACCCCAAUCGCAAAGUGCCCACAAUAGAUGACAAUGGAUUUGCUUUAUGGGAGAGUCGGGCUAUAAUGCAAUACCUGUGCAAUCAAUACGCGCCCGACUCUACUCUUUAUUCAAAGGAUCCUAAAAAGCGAGCACUUGUCGACCGAUUCCUAAACUUUGACCUCUUAUUCUUCGCAAACCAUAGAGAUGUUGUGAUGGCAAAGACCUUGCGUGGAGUGAAUCCGCCCGAAGACAAACAACUGGCUCUGAAAAAUGAGUUGAAAUUAUUGAACAGUUUGAUCGGUGGCCACAAAUAUCUGACGGGAGAAGUGCUAACAAUCGCCGAUCUGUCCCUUUCUGAAUACACAAACAUUGAGAGAUGGUAUUCAACACUACAGAAAGAAUUGCCAUAUUUUUCGCAAAUCAAUGACAUUCCCAAAGAGGAAACCCAACUGUUUUUGAAUAAAGUGAUGAAAUGGAUGGCUAAGAAGUCUGACAAAUAA